AUGGGUGGUAUUCUUUUUACAGGCCCUCCAUCAACCAUAUUAAAUUUUAAGCCUAAAGUUUCAUACAGCAACAAGAUUCCACCCACAACGGAACUGGACAGGGAAGUCGGGAGUGCUUCUCGUGGUUCGGGAGGGAGGGACAAUUCCAGUUCCUCAAACAACCCUUUUAACCGAUGGGUGCCACCUUCUGUGCUUAAACGAGAUGCAUUUCCCCAAGACCACGAUCCUAUUUUCCGGAAGGUUCGCGGCAUCCUCAACAAACUCACUCCCGAGAAGUUUGACAAAUUAACAGAUGCCAUCCUUCGCAUUGGGCUCGACUCAAGCCUGAUCCUCAAAGGUGUCAUCUUGCUGAUCUUCGACAAGGCACUUGAUGAGCCCAAGUACAGCUUCCUGUACGCGCAGCUAUGCAAGCGUCUGUCUGAGAGUGCUCCCAACUUCGACCCUCCGGAUGCGCCGUGCACCUUUGUUCGGCUGCUGCUCAACAAGUGUAAGGACGAGUUUGACAACCGCAGCCACGCCAACCAGGUGUUCGACGACCGCGAUGGACCGCUAUCCGCCAGCGAUGAGGAGCAGCGCCAGCUGGCCAAGCAGAAGAUGCUGGGCAACAUCCGCUUCAUCUGCGAGCUCGGCAAGAUGGGCAUGCUGCACGAGGCCGUGCUGCACUCGUGCAUCCAGCAGCUGCUGGCCAAGAAGCGGCACCAGCAGCUGCGCGACCUCUCGGAGGACGUGGAAUGCGCCUGUCAGAUAAUGCGCACCUGCGGCGCUCGCCUGGACACGGAGCGGGCCCGCCCGCUCAUGGACCAGUACUUCCGGCGCAUGGACCAGCUGGCUGAGCAGCCCGAACUGCCCAACCGCAUACGGUUCAUGCUGCAGAACACCGCCGAGCUCAGAGCCCACAACUGGCAGGUGCGCGCCGUGAACCGGCCGGACGGGCCGCGUACCAUCAGCUCGAUCCGGCAGGAGGCGCGCGCCGCCGGCGUGCUGCCGCCCGGCCGGGCGGCGCCGCCGUCGCGCUCGUUCCCGGCGCUGCCCAUGAUGGCGCCGGGCGGCGGCCGUCAGCGCGGCAUGGAGGACGUGUUUGGCAGCCUGCCGGUGGGCUUCAGCACGCUGGGCACCGGGCCGGGCGUCAUCGGGCUGGACGGCCGCUCCAACGGCCGCCAGCCGGCGCACGCCAUGCUGCCCGGCCGGGGCGGCGCCGGCGGCGGACGGUUCCCCCCGCAGCAGGCCGGCUACGGCGGCAAGCACGGCGCGCAGCCGCAGGGAUUCGGGAAUGGUGGCGCUAAAGACCUGCCACCGCGGUUCAAGCGGAUGAUAGUAAACCCGUCUGGGCCGGAGGACCUGUCGCUGCGACCGGCCGCCAACUCGAUGGUGCUGAAGCCCCAGGCGCCCUCCAUGGUGCCCAAGAACCUGUCUGUCGGCACGCGGCCCAUCUCCAUGACCAAGAACGAGGCGCCGCCCAUCAUCAAGGCGUCCCACGACAAGCCGCGCGCCAAGGCUCGCGCCGCCGGCCGGGAGGAGGUGGUGGGCUCGGCGCUGGCCCUGCUGCACGAGCUGUGGGCCGGCGGCGCGCUGGACGCGGCCGCCGCCGCCUGGCGCGACUGCAAGGUGCCCGACAGCCUGACCAGCCACGUGGUGCAGCAGAUGUUGGCGCGCGGCAUGCAGCGUUCAGAGGAGGAGCGGGUGCAGCUGGUGGAGCUGCUGACGGCCGUCCACAAGGCUGACACGCUGCCGCCUCACCACUCGGCUGACGCGUUCCAUCAGUUCAUCGACGGACUGGAAGACGACCUGGACGUCAAGGAACAGGCGGCAGGCGGUCUGGCGGCGGCGGUGCGGGCUGAUCUGCUGGAGCUGGGCGACGUGGCGGCCCAAUGCGAGGGCGGCGCCCACUUCCCGCUCUUCUUCAUCGUGCUGCAGCGGCUCAGCGAGCAGAUGGACAACCAACAGCUGAUGGCGCUCUGCACCAAGACCAAGACGAGCCUGCUGACGCAGCUGCCGGCCGCCGAGCGCACCAAGGAGCGUCUGGCCGAGGUGCUGGACGAGCGGCAGCUGGCCUUCCUGUGCCCGCUGCUGCCGCUACCGGCGCAGCUGGUGCGCCAGCUGGCCGCCGACCCAUCCGAGGCCGCCUUCUACAAGUGGAUCCGCGCUAACGUGCCGGCCGCGCUCCACCAGGAACGCGACUUCGUCGGCGCCCUCUUCAGCAGCGUCAUCCGCUUUAUCACCGAGCAAACGACGCUGGCCGCCGACGUGGACCGCACCCAGAUGCCGGACAAGGCGCUGCAGGAGCGCGAGCGCGAGCUGCUGCAGCGCUUCCGCCAGGUGCUGCAGGCCUUCACGCACGAGCACGUGCAGCUGCAAGUCACGGCCACCUACGCCCUGCAGGUGUACUGCUACCAGCACCAGUUCCCCAAGGGCAUGCUGCUGCGCUGGUUCAACCUGCUCUACGACCUGGAGAUCGUCGAGGAGGAGGCGUUCCUGCGCUGGAAGGAGGACGUCAACGACGAGUAUCCCGGCAAGGGCAAGGCGCUGUUCCAGGUGAACCAGUGGCUGACCUGGCUGGAGGAGGCCGAGUCGGACGAGGGCGACGAAGAUGACGACUGAAGACCGCCCUGACGCGAGCCGGUCUCGCCGCGUCCGGAGACGCCCCUCGCUCUUCUGUUCCGCGCGCGUCUCCGUGUUAGGUUCAGCGCGGCGCUGAUCGGCGCUGCGGGGACUUCUGACCCGGUGUGCGGCCGAGCGGAGCAGGCCACCGGUGGUCCCUUCCUCGUGGCGGCGCCGGAAGCUUUUAUCUGGGUUUUACCGGGCGGUCGCCAGGCAGCACCUCUUCCCCUUUAGGCAUUUGUCGGUAUCACCAGUGCACGCUCUGCCGGCUUUCGCACGUUGUUUUACCAGUUACUGAAACUUCUUUUCCGUACGAGGGAUGUUGGCACUACUAAAUAAACUACGCUCUGAUGGA
Messenger RNA from Pollicipes pollicipes, 2953 nucleotides. Its product is annotated as eukaryotic translation initiation factor 4 gamma 2. The transcript is spliced from 14 exons. Bases 1 to 2598 code for a protein of 865 amino acids. Gene Ontology annotation, molecular function: translation initiation factor activity; protein binding; mRNA binding. The record is from RefSeq and is a predicted model, not a curated record. Gene Ontology annotation, cellular component: eukaryotic translation initiation factor 4F complex. NCBI's taxonomy places the organism in Eukaryota, Metazoa, Arthropoda, Thecostraca, Pollicipedomorpha, Pollicipedidae.